AUGAGACUUGAACAACAAUCCAAUGUGCUAGGUAAAUGGUACUACCCUGUGGAACACAGAACCGAUAACGGUUACCGUCUUGUUGACUUACGUGAACGGACGGGUCACUUCCACGCUCAAGAGGAACCAUCGACGCCAUCAGCUCACGUGGCAGGGCUCGACCACGUUCUGAUGAGAAAAACUCCGUAUGUGGAUGUUCGAAACCUGUUUGGAAUGCCGCUUUCGAUCCUGACCACUGUCCAUUUCUUCUCAGCUUCACGAUACCGUUCCACAAGAGAAACCGAGGAGUUCCUCUUCAACUGA
Molecule: messenger RNA, 303 nt
Organism: Necator americanus (New World hookworm)
Lineage: Eukaryota; Metazoa; Nematoda; Chromadorea; Rhabditida; Ancylostomatidae
Exons: 2
Coding region: 1-303 (100 amino acids)
Source: RefSeq, a predicted model, not a curated record